This is a messenger RNA of Priapulus caudatus, 675 nucleotides long. RefSeq names its product sushi, nidogen and EGF-like domain-containing protein 1. The transcript has 4 exons. Gene Ontology annotation, biological process: cell-matrix adhesion. The annotation marks the transcript as partial. The record is from RefSeq and is a predicted model, not a curated record. Lineage: Eukaryota; Metazoa; Priapulida; Priapulimorpha; Priapulimorphida; Priapulidae.
GUCAACACUAACGGACUGCUAUCGUUCCGAGAGGGACUCCCGCAAUGGACGCCCGAUCCAUUUCCGUCUAGCGCUCCCGUCGUCGCUCCGUACUGGGCCGACGUCGAUCUGUCGCGAAACCACGGUCACGUGACCUUCUUCGAGACGCAAGAUGCUCAGCAUCUCAACAGGAUUAACGAUGACAUUCGCUCGACCUUCAUCAACAGUCAGGACUUCUCCGCUCGCGCAGCGUUCGUCGCCACGUGGAAGGAUGUCACCUACUUCGGCGGCAGCAAGAGAACCGACACGAACACAUUCCAAGUGCUCCUCGUCACGGAUAGAGUGCAGACGUUUGCCAUCUUCCUCUAUAACGAGCUAACGUGGACGACGGGCACCGCCAGCAAGGGAGACCCCAUCUCCGGACUCGGGGGCUACGCCGCUCAGACUGGUUUUAACGCGGGCGACGGGCAGCGCUACCUGGCGGUCGUCGGCUCCGGCACGAUCGCCGCGCUCAACCUCAAGGACACGAGCAACGUCGGCGUGCCCGGGAAGUGGAUCUUCCGCGUCGGCAGCAGCGAGAUCGAACCCGCGGGAUGCUCGGAGACAGGUGAGGCGUCUGCGUCGUUGCUAUGGUUACGGCGGGAGGAUCGUGGAGUGGGGAUAGUUGCAGAGUGUCAGAGUUGUCGUGGUAGUUGA